Molecule: messenger RNA, 2360 nt
Organism: Mangifera indica (mango)
Lineage: Eukaryota; Viridiplantae; Streptophyta; Magnoliopsida; Sapindales; Anacardiaceae
Product: 3-ketoacyl-CoA synthase 11-like
Exons: 2
Coding region: 407-1942 (511 amino acids)
Biological process (GO): fatty acid biosynthetic process
Cellular component (GO): membrane
Molecular function (GO): acyltransferase activity, transferring groups other than amino-acyl groups
Source: RefSeq, a predicted model, not a curated record
AUUGGGCAAAAGCCUGCACAACUCAAAUUUUAUAUAUUCCCGUUGUAAAAGGCCAAACGUGAGCUGUUUCACGCACAUUUAGUCUUUUUAAUUUAUAAAAGAAUUCGAAAAGCAUGUCCAUUGAUUUCUCAGGCUGUAACAAGGCAAUCUCUGGCCAAAUUUAACAUUCAAGGAAUUUCACUGCUCCUUCAACCUGCAUUUUCUGAUUGUGUUGCUAAAGUUCAUAUUUUGAUCCAUUUUUUCUGAUAAAACUAAACCUUUUGUGGAAUACCCUUUUGUUGUCAGUCUGUGAGAACCCUCAAAACCUAAUUAUAAUUCCACCUGCUGUGAAAAUCCCGGGAAAUCUCGUCCUCUUUCAAGGUUCUUCCGUUCGUCAAAUUUUGAUCUGUUCUGAUUUACAACAGAAAUGUCGAAAUCAAAUCCGAACACCCCCUUGAUCCAACCUUCUUCUUCUCGCAAUCUACCUGAUUUCAAACAAUCUGUGAAAUUGAAAUAUGUAAAACUUGGCUACCAUUAUGUUAUCACUCAUGGGAUGUAUCUAUGUUUAUCACCACUACUUGUUCUUAUAGCUGCACAACUCUCCACAUUUUCAAUUCAAGAUAUGUAUGUCCUCUGGGACCAUCUUAGGUUCAAUCUCGUUUCUGUGAUCGUAUGUACCACCCUCUUAGUGUUUCUAUUUACCCUUUACUUUUUAACUCGUCCCCGACCUGUUUAUCUUGUGAAUUUUGCAUGUUAUAAGCCUGAAGAUGCUAGGAAAUGCCCUAAACAGAUUUUCAUGGAAAGAUCCCGUUUGACAGGAACUUUCACUGAGCAAAAUCUUGAGUUUCAAAAGAAAAUUCUAGAGAGGUCAGGCCUUGGAGAGUCAACUUACCUCCCAGAGGCAGUUUUGAGAGUUCCUCCCAAUCCUUGUAUGGCGGAGGCAAGAAAAGAGGCUGAGACUGUAAUGUUUGGUGCACUUGAUGAGUUAUUUGAGAAAACAUCUUUGAAACCCAAAGAUAUUGGGAUCCUGAUUGUAAAUUGUAGCUUGUUUAAUCCAACACCUUCUUUGUCUGCAAUGGUCAUUAAUCAUUACAAGCUUAGAGGGAAUAUUAUUAGUUAUAACCUAGGUGGAAUGGGUUGUAGUGCUGGUUUGAUCUCGAUUGAUCUUGCAAAAGAUCUUCUUCAAGUGCAUCCAAAUUCAUAUGCUUUGGUUGUUAGCAUGGAAAACAUAACGUUGAAUUGGUAUUUCGGGAAUGAGAGGUCAAUGCUCGUCUCAAAUUGCUUGUUUAGAAUGGGUGGAGCUGCAAUUCUGCUUUCAAACAAGAGGUCUGAUCGGUGGCGAUCCAAGUAUAGGUUGGUCCAUACUGUUAGAACUCACAAAGGUUCUGAUGAUAAGUGCUUCUCAUGUGUUACUCAGCAAGAGGAUCCUACAGGAAGGAUUGGAGUGUCUUUGUCAAAGGAUCUGAUGGCAGUUGCUGGAGAUGCUUUGAAGACUAAUAUAACUACCUUGGGCCCUCUCGUGUUGCCAAUGUCUGAACAGUUGCUCUUCUUUGCCACACUGGUGGGGAGGAAACUUUUCAAGAUGAAAAUAAAACCUUACAUCCCAGAUUUCAAAUUGGCUUUUGAGCAUUUCUGCAUUCAUGCUGGUGGAAGAGCUGUGCUGGAUGAGUUGGAGAAGAACUUGCGGCUUUCGGACUGGCAUAUGGAACCUUCAAGGAUGACACUUUAUAGGUUUGGUAACACUUCAAGCAGCUCUCUUUGGUAUGAACUGGCCUACUCAGAAGCCAAGGGGAGAAUAAAGAGGGGAGACAGGACAUGGCAAAUAGCAUUUGGAUCCGGAUUCAAGUGUAACAGUGCAGUUUGGAAGGCUCUGAGGACAAUCAAUCCAGCAAAGGAGAAAAACCCCUGGAUGGACGAGAUUCAGCAGUUCCCAGUUGAUGUUCCAAAGGUUGCAAUCAUCUAAAGUUUCCUUAAUUAUUACCAUUCCCAUUUUCAUUUGUUGUGAUGUUCAGUGGUGGUUGUGUUGGCUUUGUGAGUGAUUCAAAGAUGAUUGCAGCCAGGUUGUCUUCCAUAUUGCAAGCUUUGUAGUGUGUUCAGUCAAUGUUGGUCACUGCUAGUGUUCAAAUCUGUCACAUUUAGCAGGUAUCUUUAGGAUAAUUUCCAUGAUGGUUUUACUGUAACAUUUUCUUGGUGUCAGUUUAGUUUUAGUGAGGAGAUGGAACAUGGGAAACUAAUGAUUUGCUAGCAAAUUUACUUUUCCUGAGCUAGGACUAGAGAAGGAGAUGGCUACUUAUUUCGGAUUGACAUAUUGUUCUGCGAAUUCAUUUGAAGAGAAAUCCACAUUUCUCUUCCUUCUGAUUAUUGAUUAAUGUUUCUCAUUA